Molecule: messenger RNA, 1747 nt
Organism: Centruroides sculpturatus (bark scorpion)
Lineage: Eukaryota; Metazoa; Arthropoda; Arachnida; Scorpiones; Buthidae
Exons: 2
Coding region: 78-1289 (403 amino acids)
Source: RefSeq, a predicted model, not a curated record
AUUCGACAAUAGUAUCUUCUCUUCUCAUCCAAAACUGUAUUCAAAAACAUUUAAUUAAUUUGGCAUAAAAAUUUAUAAUGGAAUCGAUUCAAGUACAUUCUGUGGAUGGAAGAGAAAUAUCCGUUUCACGAUCGGUGUUUCGUAAAUACAGUCGAAAAAUAAAAUUCAUGUUGAAGCCAUAUUCGAACAACGUAUCUAUCCACUUUUACUUGCCUUAUGCAUUCGAAAAUAUUAAGACAAUCGAAGAAUUUAUGAAAAAACAAUUUCCAGAAUUUUACUCGUUGAAGCAUGCAAUGGACGUUUAUCGAAUUAGCAGUAAAUUAUGCAUGUUUCUAUUAAAUAAUUGCUGCCGAGCUCGAAUAGCUCAGCCUACUCAUAUACCACAUGUUUGUGAAAUUUAUGGAUUUGCUUGCGAAAUCCAUGACUAUAGAUUACAAUUUUACUGUUGGAUAAAAUUUAACGAUGAUUGGAACACAGUAUUUUAUCAAAAUGAAAACGCUUUGGACUGUGAUGAAAUUGUUAUACGUAGACUGCUUUCUCGUCCUAUAUAUCAAAAUUUGGACGAGAUGACUAUUUUUAAGAUUGUUUACGAAUGGGCAAGACGUAGAGUUAAUUCGAAAACAACUCUGCGAGAAGUCAUCGCUUUAUUCUUACUCAACAUCAGAUUUCUUUCAUUGGAUGAUGAAUUUUUAAAAAGCUAUGUAUAUCCGAAACCACUCUUAACAGAAGAAGAAGUAAAUGCCAUUCAACACUACAAAGUAACAUCUGACAAAUCAAUAAUUCCUGAUACCAUUUCUAGAAGUCAUCUUUCGAGAAACCAUGAGAAACAUAGCUUUUGGUUCAUAUAUUGCAAUCGAAGUUAUUUCAUUCACUAUCAAGAAAUGAAUAUGGAAAACAAGUUUCAGUUUAUUUCGGAGAUAUUUGUUCUAGAAGAUUGUUUCGUCACUGGAAUUGAACUCCCAAUUUCUCAUAACAGCGAAGAAAGUAUAAGAAUAAGAAUACAGGAGUUUAAUGACUAUGGCAGUUUUAAACACGUAAAACAAAAUAACGUAAUUUGUGAUCAGAACGGAAAGAUUAAAUUGAUAGGAGUCAUUUAUGUUCCGAAAUCUUCUACAUUUCGUGUGAUAGCUAAAAUUAAUGAAGAGGACAUUCUACGAAGUAACAUACGAAUUAGUAAUUCGGCAAGUCGUUACAGAAUAAAUGAAGGGAUGGCCAUAAGUUUUGAAAAAAGUGCUCUGUUGAGUACAGAUAUAGAAUAUAUAUAUUGUAAUGUAAAUCUUUAUUUUUGAAGAAGUUUAAAAGCGUCUCAUAGAAAAAUUUUUCAAAAUUUCUAUAAUUUCUUUUUUAACAUUUAUGAGCAAAAUUUGUAAAAUAUUAUGAUAAUAUACGGUACUUUAUAUAAGAAAUAAAAUCAUUUGAUGUAAACCAGUACAUUUUACCGCACUGUCGUAUAUAGUGUAAUGUUUUUUACGAUAUCACGCAAAAUUGAAGUUUUUUAUCAUUAACUCAUCCUGACGUUAACACACAAACAGAAAAGCACGCGCACACGCGCCCACAUAAAUCCACGAAUUUUUUACGUUCUUUUUCGGAUUUAGAAUGUCUCAUGUGAGUGAAGAUUUGCAAAAAUUUCUUUAAUCAACUUUGACGGCAGUCCAAUACUUUUCCGUGUUAUAUACAUGAUGAACCUAUGAAUGUUUAAUUUUAAAUUUAUGGUAGGUUUAUACUUAUGAGAAUGGAAAGUACAAAA